AUGUCAUCCACACUGUCUACUCCGUCAUUGUCUCAGUUUCCGACGCCGAACCAAACCCCCAGGCUUCCCACUCCCCCGAACUCGCCAGAGGAAACGCAUCCCCAUAUCAUGAGUGCGGAAGAGAACGAAAUUCUUGCGCAAGAGUCUACGCGGCUGACUGAAUCUGGCGAUGAUUUCGCUCCAACGAUCACCUCACUCCUGAACGAAUAUACCGACAGAAUGAAGCAAAUACAGAGGCGGAGACUAGCUGAACAGAAAGGAGAACAUGAGAUACUUUAUGCAAAACUUAGAAGACAAAAAGACUCAGCGCUGUCUGGUCUGAAGCAGGCGCAAGAUCUUACCACCAGAUACAAGCAGGAACUUGACGCAAAAGUCAUUGAAGAGGAGCAGCUCACUGAGAAGAUGAAAACCCUAGAGAAGCUGCUUGCUGAGACAGCCACGCAACUUUCAGACACUACGAAGGCGUAUGCUGAGAAAGAGGAAAUAUGGAAUUCUGUCAUGGGUCCCCUGGCGAGGUUAGAGAACGACAACAACGAAAUCCGGGAGCAGCUGGGAGAAAUAAAACAGCAGCUAGAGGGGACCAAUGCUUCAAUUGCCGAGGAAAGAGCUAUCAGUGACAGAAACCUCUCAGAACUCGCUUCUGUGAGAGACAAACUAGCUGAGGAAAAAGUCCAGCGAGCCGCCGUCGAACGCAGGUUGAACGAGCAAGACGAUAGAGUGAGACUGCUCAGCAACAGAAUUAUAUACUUGAAGGCGAGCAAAUUGCAGCUUCGCUCCGAGUUGAACCAGGCUAGAAGAGAAGCUGAACAAGUGAAUCGGCUGCGUUCCGCAAACGAAGAGCUCGGAGCCAGGUGUGAAACACUGACAAGAGACGUUUCCGACCUCAGAGACGUCCGACAUCACCACGAAGACGAAAUCAGGAGAAUGAAGCAGCAGCAGGAUACAAUGACUGGCGCGAUCCACCACUUGACCAGCGAGGUGCAAGUGGAGCAAAAACGAAGUGAGCAACUGCAGUCAAGUGUAUCGGAUCUGGAACAGAAACGCGACGGGCUCAAUAAUCAGCUUCAACAUCUCCAGGGAGAGUAUAAUGAUCUCACAGGUGCCCUCGCAAACGCCCAUGAAGCGGCUCGACGUGCGGAGAUUUGCAUGCAGUGGGUGGUCAUUGCUCAUCGAGCUCGUUGUCGCUCACUGAAGGCCGAAGUAGCAGAGCUCAAGUCAAGUCGGCUGCCCAAGGUUGAAGCAAAGCGGAGCUUAGCAAACAUCAGACGUGGAAACUCUCCGGCCAGGUUGGGCGUGGUUGAGAGGCCUCCAGUGACCAUUCGCAAACCUCGUUGGAAAAAUCAGACUGUUAACUCAAUCACUACCAGUGCCGCUGCCUAUCUGUUUUGGCUUUGCAAAACCACUGGCUUACGCAGUGCCUUAUACGCAUUGACAACUAGUUGUAAUCACGAGGAGAUCAAGGCUAGGUGCCAGCCAGGGAUGAUCCAGAUAUACCAGCUGUAUCCUAACAGCAAGAUAGGAGCAACCCAGCUGAAAAAACGGCUCGCCAAUGUUGGAUUGCCAAAAGACCACGAUUAUUCUCGGCCUACUUCUGAAGUCACAGAUACUAAAGUAUUAGUAGAAGUCCAUGAGGAUCGGGCACAAGAGCAAGCCCAACAGCCUGCCGCUAUUCCGUCCCAAUUCCAGCCGGAGCACAACAACAUCUGCAAAGCUACAGGCCGAAUUUUGACCGUCAGGCAUCCAAGAAGAAUCCAAGAAAGAGUAGCACAAAAGGACGACUUAGGAAUCCCGUCUGCAGUUCUCCCCGCUCACGGUCCAUCACAGUCUUGCAGUCUGGGUAUUCGCGUCGGUCGCAGACCCAGCUACUAUCUCCGUACAUUUGGGCAGAAGCCGGAUCGCGGUGUACUAUGA
Molecule: messenger RNA, 1911 nt
Organism: Aspergillus nidulans FGSC A4
Lineage: Eukaryota; Fungi; Ascomycota; Eurotiomycetes; Eurotiales; Aspergillaceae
Exons: 8
Coding region: 1-1911 (636 amino acids)
Source: RefSeq, a predicted model, not a curated record